Molecule: messenger RNA, 1826 nt
Organism: Amaranthus tricolor (Joseph's coat)
Lineage: Eukaryota; Viridiplantae; Streptophyta; Magnoliopsida; Caryophyllales; Amaranthaceae
Exons: 4
Coding region: 248-1540 (430 amino acids)
Source: RefSeq, a predicted model, not a curated record
UUUUUUAUUUGUAUUAAUUAAACUAUUAAACUCAGUAGGUCUUUCAAAAAGACUGUCUCAUGAUUCCCACUACAACUUAUGAAUAAUACAAAAUGUAAAAGUAAAAAUGACAAAUUUGUGGAUAGGUUAAAAAAGUAUACGCUAAAGGCCGAACAAUCACAUUUUUCAAUCCCACAAAACCUUUCUCACUCUCACAAUCUCACUCUCUUUUUCUCCUUUACCUUUUUAAACCUUUCCAUCUUCAUCAAUGGCGGCAUCAUUACAAUCCCCACUCUCUGACCCACAAAAUGAUGAUGAAUUAGUAAAACUCGAAACUGAAACUCAGAAACUGUACUCAUCUUACCUAGGAGUUAGUUUUGCAGUAUUUCUAUCACUUCUACCGAAGAACGCACUAUCACUACUCCCAACUCUUCAAUCCAGAAACCAUUACCUUCUUCACCGUCUACGAACCUCAGAAGAGGAACUUUCUCAGCUUAGAUCAAGACGGCAGGAAGAUUCCAAAGCCAAUGCUCGGGUAGUCGAGAUCUUUGCUACCCAUCGGAAUGCUUGGCAACAAGAAGAACGUCGGUUACUCCGCCGUCUGGAUGAAUCAGCUGAAGAGAUCUCCCGGCUUCGGUCUCGUCUUGCUGAGGCUGAAGCUCAUGAAGACCAACUUCUUUCUGAGGCCGAAAAUUUGAGGCGGGAAGUUGGGGAGCGAGAUGAGCUUCUUAACUUCAUGUCUCGCCAUAAAAGCAGUAGCAAUGAUGGUAAUGGUGGUGAAAAUGCGGAAAGUGUGGAAAGUGAGGAUGAGGGUAGUAAUGGUGGUGUUGGUUCUUUAAUGUUUGGGAAUUUGGGUGGGGAUUUUGGUUUUAAUGAUGGGUUUGAUUCUAAUUAUUUGCCUUCUGGUUCUAAAUUCUGGGGUGAAAGUCAUCCUCCUAAUUCAUGGCAGGACAUACAAUAUGAAUCGAUUGAUCCCUCACAUCAUGUGAAACAUUUUGUAGUAAGGAGGGAGUCCCCAUGGAAAGUUGACGGUGAAUCAACUGGUGUUCCAUCCAAGCUGAAAGUGCUUGAAGAAGAGCUGCUAAAUUUGGAAAAAGUAGGGAAGAGCAAUUCACCGAAGGUCAGUUCAUCCAUGAGAAAGCAAGCAAAGCGAUAUCAAGACCUUGCCGCAAAGAUUGACGAACUUUGCAGGAGAAUGCAAGCUAGUGAUCCGAGUGAACCUACACUGAGUUCCGAGUUUCGAUCACAACGACAAACAGAGUUUCUACUCGAAGCAUUUCAGCUGCAACAACGUGCUUCAGAAACUGGAAAGAAGCUGCUGUCAUUACAAACCGAGAUAUAUACUAGUUUCAUCGGAAACGAGCUGGGCGUUGAAACAAAAGUCGCCAUGAGAAGGUCCCUUGAUAGCAUCCGGACCAACUUCAAAGAAAUCCAAAGGAAUUUGGAAGUAUGGUUGGCGAGAAUCAUGGGUGACCUUGAAGGAAUUCUAGCUAGAGACGGUGCAUCUCGUUCAAGAGACUAUUAUUACCCGAGAUAUCCAUAUGUUAAUAAUUACAACUAAUUGCUAACUAUGAUCUUGUAUUGUAUUUAAUGUUUUUCUGAUCCUUGAGCUAAGAAAUAGUGUAAGGAUGUCAUGUAAAAAUGCAGUUGUUCCAAGCUUAUAGUGGAUCAGUUAGGUCGGUAAAUAAUUCCUUUGAGAUAUGAUCUUCCUCCUGACCCUGAUUAACAUUUUGAGAAGCUUGUAUGUUAGCUUGGUUUAAUUUGUACUCAAGUUGUAAACAUUAAUUCUUUUGGUGGUUAAAUCAAUCUGACUAGUGAAAUAUUACGUCUCAUGGCAUUCAUUAUCA